This is a messenger RNA of Engraulis encrasicolus (European anchovy), 14576 nucleotides long. Its product is annotated as IgGFc-binding protein-like. Gene Ontology annotation, molecular function: protein binding. The record is from RefSeq and is a predicted model, not a curated record. The transcript is spliced from 52 exons. Bases 102 to 13952 code for a protein of 4616 amino acids. Lineage: Eukaryota; Metazoa; Chordata; Actinopteri; Clupeiformes; Engraulidae. Gene Ontology annotation, biological process: cell-matrix adhesion.
GGGGUAACGAGACCGAGACUUCAAACUGUGCUGUGUAUAUAUCAGGAGCUGAGGAGUGUCCCAAGUCCUGCUUGUGAUAGAGAUCUGGUGCAGCAGUCACCAUGACCUCCACCGUGUCUCUGUGUGUGCUGGCCACAGCGCUGAUGAUGAUGAUGGGCUCUAGUCUGGGACUGGACCCUUGCCAAGACUACACUGAGCUGGAUGAUGCGUGGAGGGCUGCCAACAACACCAUACAUGACAACGCCGCCAUCGUGAAGUGUGACCAGCACAUCAGCUGGCAAGGCUGGUACCGCAUGUACUACGGAGGGACCGAUGCCCACAUGCCAGAGUACUGCGUGAGGAUGAACCGCUGUGGUACCCAUGCUCCUCUCUGGAUCAACGGGACCCACCCCCGAGUCGGCGAGGGGAUUGUGACCCGUCAGGUCUGUGGCCACUGGAAGUGGGGAGCACCCAACGAAGACGACUGCUGCAAGUUUUCAAACCCACCUGUUCGGAUCAAAGCCUGUCCUGGAAAUUACUAUGUGUAUGAGUUUACGGCACCAACACAAUGCUCUGUGGCUUACUGUACAGAUGUUGGAGACAUUGCAUUAAACAUGAUUGCGCCACAACCAACUGUUGGACCAACACUACAUCCAACGAGUUACCCUUCAAGUGCCCAUUUUUACCCAUUUGGUCAAGGGGAUUCCGACAUCAGUCGAAAUGAUGAUGGUUUGAGUACAGUCGCCAUUGCACAAACAUUUCUCUAUUUCAAGCAGACAAUAUCCACGAUACACGUUAGCAGCAAUGGAUUCCUCACAUUUGAGAAUGCAUGGACAGGAUGGAGUCCAUAUAAAUUUCCUGCAUAUGCUCACCGCAACAUCAUUGCACCCCUCUGGACUGACAUUGAUAACUCGCGCAGAGGCACCAUAUCCUACCGCGAGUACACCAGUGGCAGUGUCCUGCAGCAAGCCACCACAGACAUCAACCAAUACUUCCCUGAUAUUAACUUCUCCGCUAGCUGGGUCUUCGUUGCUACAUGGGACAAAGUGGAAUACUACGAACACUCCGGAACGGAAACAUCAUUUCAGGUCGUGCUGAUCGCAGGGGGUCAACGCUCAUUUGCACUAAUGAAUUACGGAGCACUGGCCUCAACGCGUCAUCAUGUGCAGGCUGGCUAUGACACAAUCAACUCUGUACAUCAUUUCUCAAUCCCCGGCUCCUUCAUGAAAAACUUCACAAAUUUACCGCAUACUAGCAAUGUCAACACGCCAGGUCGUUGGGCAUUCCAGAUCGAUGAUGGACCUCAAGGCUGCCAAUUUCAUGGUUCUACAGUGCAGGUAGGAGACUCCUUCUGGACAGAUGCUACAUGUCAGCAAAAAUGCACGUGUGCCAGUAAAGGAGUCCUUCAGUGCCAGCAGCAGUCCUGCUCCUUCUCUCAAGCGUGCAAACCUGCAGCAUUCCAAUACUCCUGCCAGAAUAUUCAGAGACAGACCUGCACCAUCUCCGGUGACCCGCACUACUACACCUUUGACAGGAAACUCUUUCAUUUCCAGGGCACCUGCACCUAUGUGUUGUCAGAGGCAUGUGGCAAUGGACUGCCUUAUUAUCGAAUUGAGGGUAAGAAUGAACAUCGAGGAAGCACACGUGUGGCAUGGACCCGCCUUGUGAGGGUGUGGGCGUAUGGUGAAGAGAUUGAACUUGUCAAAGGAGACCGUUAUAAAGCCAUGGUCAAUGGGACAUUUGUAACAACCCCAUUCAGUCUAAAAGAUGGAGCCAUCAGAGUCUACCAGUCAGGACGGUCUAUAGCUGUUAGUACAGACUUUGGACUGCUAGUCACCUAUGAUGCCUCCCACUAUGUCGCAAUCUCAGUUCCCUAUGAGUACCAGAACGGGACAUGUGGUCUCUGUGGCAACUUCAACCAUAAGUCUAACGAUGAAUUCCGGACGCCCAGUGGCCAGCUUGUCAGCUCGGACGUGGAGUUUGCCAACAGCUGGAAGGCGGAAGGGGACACUGACCCUGGCUGCCAUGCCGUGCGCUGUGCCGGACUAGCAUGUGCUGUCUGCACCUCAAGCCAAAGGCAGCUGUAUGGGAAUACUGCUCACUGUGGAAUCCUCAGCAACAAUGCUGGCCCCUUUGCUGCCUGUCACUCAAGCCUACCUCCACAGACCUUUGAGGAGAACUGUGUGUAUGAUCUCUGUGUGGGAGGUGGUUACCAGCCCAUCCUCUGCCAAGCCCUCAAUGUGUAUGCUGCCCAGUGCCAACAGGAGGGCAUCCAGUUGGGUCAGUGGAGAAAUGAAGGAUUCUGUGAAAUCCCUUGUUCAGCCAACAGUCAUUUUGAGUCUGAAGGAACAGGGUGUCCUGCUACUUGCAGCAACCCCAAUGCCCCCCAGAACUGCCCACUGCCCAACCAGGAGAGCUGCAUCUGUGAUUCAGGCUACGUCCUAAGUGCAGGGGACUGUGUUCGGCAGAGUGACUGUGGCUGCACAUUUGAAGGGCGGUACUACAGGGCUGGGGAAACUGUGGUGCUAGACCAAGACUGUGGAAGGCGUUGCACCUGCAGUCUUGGGUCAAUGACUUGCCAAGCACACGGCUGUGGAGAUCUGGAGAAGUGUGCAGUCCAUGAAGGCAUGAGGGGCUGCAGACCCGUUAGCUAUGAAACCUGCUGGGUGAAGAGUUACGAGUCAUACAGCACAUUUGAUAAAAAGACAUUCCACUACCCGGGGGCCUGCAGUCUGACACUGGCAAGAGUCAGAGGACAGUCACAACUGACACACUUUCAAGUUACAGUUGAGAAAGUUCCUAGAGGCCAGAGAGACUUUGUUAGAAACCUGAAGUUUGAAACAGAAGGGACGCAAGUUUCUGUGGAGAUGGGCGAUGGAGCCACAACAAAGGUGGAUGGACAAACAGUUGGCAUUCCUUUCAGUGUCAGCUCAGGCCAUAUUCGCAUCUACCACAGCAGUGUCAAAGGUGUUGUCAUAGAAACUGACUUUGGUGUGCUGGUGAGAGCCGACUGGCCACAUGUCAUCCGCAUCACUGCUCCUGGUAACUACAAUGGCACGCUAGGAGGACUGUGUGGAAAUCUGAAUGGCUACCCCGACGAUGACUUCUUCUCUCCAACUGGUGUUCAGCUGAACAGCUCACAGCAGUUUGGAGACAGCUGGAGAGACGGCUCCCUCUCAGCACACUGUGUAGAACCCCAAGUGUGGGAACCAGGACACUACCAGAACACUACACAUUACAGGGAACUCUGUGCCAUCAUGGGAUCCGCCGAUGGACCUUUUGGCCAGUGUCAAGCAAGUCUUGACCCCCGGGCACGGAUUGAAGAUUGUGUUCAGGAACUUGUGAGGAUGCAAGGCUCUCAAGAAGCACUCUGUGAAGCUUUGCGUGGAUACACUCUGCUUUGCCAACAGACUGGUAUUAUAGUAGGGGAAUGGAGGAACCUGACCAACUGUGAGGUAACCUGCCCUCUAAACAGCCAUUACGAGAUAUGUGGAACGUCCUGCCCAGCUUCCUGCCCCAGCUUGUCUUUCCCCUUCAUGUGCAAUCAGCAGUGCCAGGAGGGCUGCCAGUGUGAUGAUGGCUUCCUCUUGAGUGGGGAUCGCUGUGUGCCUCCCACAGGCUGUGGCUGCCACCAUGGCGGACGCUACAGACAGAGUGGAGAGCGCUACUGGUAUGGUGAAGAGUGCCAGCAAAUCUGCCAUUGUAAUGGCCUGACUGGUCAGUCCCAUUGCACUGCCUCUUCCUGCAGUGAACAGGAGUCCUGUCGCACCGUGGAUGGCAAGUUUGGUUGUCAUCCUAAACCUGAAGCCACCUGCAGGGCCUCUGGAGACCCUCACUACACCUCCUUUGACAGGCGGAAAUUCGACUUCCAGGGCACAUGCCGUUAUGUCCUGGCAUCUGUCUGUAAUGGAAGCCAGGGUCUACCACAUUUCCAGGUGGAGGCCCGCAAUGAGGCAUGGAACGGUCGACAGGUCUCCAUUACUGUGGCAGUUUACGUCAAUGUGUCUGGGCAUCAGGUCUACAUCUCAAAAUACCAUCCGGGCACUGUACAAGUAAAUGGGGAGACAAGAAACCUACCAGUCCUCCUUGAUCAUGGCAAAGUAUCGGUCUAUGGCAAUGGUCUCCACACAUUCGUGACAACAGACUUUGGCCUGACUGUCAGUUACGAUGGCCGCUGGGUGUUGGAUAUCACAGUGCCAUCUAACUACAGUGGAGCCACCUGUGGCCUGUGUGGCAAUUUCAACGGCCUCCAGGCUGAUGACUUCACUGUCCAGAAUCAGGUUUCAGGCUCUCAAGUCCUCUCUGCCUCUGACUUUGGGAACUACUGGAAGGUUGACGAUGGCAUCCCCUGUACUGGAGGAUGUGGAAAGUCCUGCCCAGUAUGCCAUGAUGACCAGAGAGCCCGUGCCAUGUGUGAACUACUCAGAGCUGGCACUGGACCACUGAGCUUCUGCCAUGCGCAUGUGGAUCCCCAGACAUUCUUCAAUGACUGUGUCUUUGAUGUUUGCCUUUCUGGAAACAGAGACGAUGUCUCCUGUCGAGCAAUGGAGGCCUACGUCAGUGCAUGUCAAGCAGCAAACGUUAUCAUCUACCCCUGGAGACAAAACUCCUCCUGCCAAAUGGAGUGUCCAGAUAACAGCCACUAUGACCUGUGUGGCACUGAGUGUGGCCACACCUGUGCUAGCAGCAUUGAUGCCAGCUGUGACAGAACCUGUGCUGAAGGCUGCUUCUGUGAUGAAGGGUUUGUGAGGAGUGGGGGGCGUUGUGUUCCAGCGGAGCAGUGUGGCUGUCUGUAUGAUGGCCUCUACUUUGAGAUUGGAGAAACCUUCUGGUCUGCAGACUGCUCUCAUCACUGUAAAUGUUUUGCCCAAAACGACCUCCGCUGCACCCAGUCCUCCUGCCCUCCCUCUCAGAAGUGCUCUGUCAAAGAUGGUCGACGUGGUUGCUAUGGUCAGCUGUCAACCUGCACUGUCUGGGGAGACCCUCACUACAGCACAUUUGAUGGGGCUGUGGCUCACUUUCAGGGAACCUGUUCGUAUGAGAUAAGUCACACUUGUGGCAACAUCAGUCAGGAUGCCUUGGCCUUCCGUGUAGUUGCAGCCAACAGUCACCGUGGUAACCAGGUGGUGUCAUUUGUGUCCACGGUGGACAUGUGGCUCUCUAGAGGAGGAGUAGAAAGGCACAUCACCAUUGGCCAGAACAAGAGAGUCAAGGUUGAUGGCCAUGCUAACAAUUCGAAGAGCAUUCAGAUUGGCUCCCUUGCAAAGUUGACACGAGACUCUGGAUUUGUGGUGGUGAAUGCCUCAGGGGAGCUGGUGGUGCAGUUUGAUGGUCGCAGUAGACUCCUGGUCAGACUCAACCCUGGUUUCCACCAAUCAGUUUGUGGGAUGUGUGGGAAUAACAAUGGAAACCCAGCAGACGACAAGGUUCUGCCCGACGGCAGUCUGGCACAGACUGAUACACAGUUUGGUCAGAGUUGGAAAUCCGACGUCAGCAGUCCUGGAUGUGGUGCCAGUGACCAGAUCGGUGAUGACGCGUGUCUCUUGAGAGAAGAAUACACAGAGCUCUGCAGCAUCAUCAGCAACAGCAGCGGGCCAUUCCAACGAUGCCACCUGCAUGUUGACCCUCAAGCCUACAUCACUUCCUGUGUGUACGAUCUCUGUGCCUACACGCCAGCCAAUGGCAUGCUGUGCUCAGCAGUGGAGGCUUACGAGACAGCCUGCAGUGUGCUGGGGCUGCAAACACCAGAAUGGCGCUCUGCACUUCACUGCUCUGCAGCUGACCCCUGUGAGGAUCUGGACUGUACUGAGGAUGAGUGGUGUGGCCAGAAAGAUGGAGUCUACGGCUGCUUCUGCAAUGAGGACCACGCCAGACCUAAGUGCUUUGACUCUAUGGAGCAGUGUUCCAGCAGCACAGGAACCAUGUCUCUGUCUCGCUGCCAGCUGUUUGAGGCCGGCUUCUCAGCAGACGCCCUUCACCUCAACGACCCCAACUGCAAUGGCACACUCAAAGAUGGCCGACUGGAGUUCUCCUUCAACAAUGACGACCACAUCUGUGGCACGUCUGUCAGGAGCAACAGCACUCACUUCAUCUAUGAGAACUCGAUCCAGGGGGAGUCCAACUCUGCCAGUGGCCCCAUCAGCAGAGAGCGACAGAUACACCUGAAUUUCAGCUGUGCCUACCCCCUCACUCAGACCCUCUCCAUGAACGUGGACAUCAACCCUCUGGACAGUGUUGUGUGCAAGACGUUGCCAGGAGGGGAAGGAACCUACCGAGUGCGCAUGAUUCCCUUUGUGGAUGCCGGCUUCUCCCAUGCCUACUCAGGGAAGGUGAAUGUGGUGCUGGACCAGAGGCUCUAUAUGGAGGUGCGGGUGGAAGGGGUGGACAGUCGCCAGAUCGCCACGGUGGUUGACUCCUGCUGGGCCACUCCUGUCAAUCAGCCGAACUACCACAUCCGCUGGGACCUGGUCAAGAACGAGUGUCCCAACCCGAAUGACAACACAGUGGAGCUGCUUCAGAAUGGGGUCAGCACAGCAGGUCGUUUCUCCUUCAGGAUGUUCACCUUCACAGCUGAUGCCUCCAAGGUCUACCUGCACUGCAACAUCCACCUGUGCUUAGUGGCAAACAACGACUGCACAGCUCACUGUUCCCCGGAUCUCCCCGUGAGGCAGCGGCGUUCUGUUGAUUUCCAUGACACUGCUGCCAUCUCAAUGGGGCCGCUGGUUUGGGGCGCUGAUGCAGCAGGAACACCAAUGCCAACUGCACCAGCAACUGAAGAGCCAUCAACUGACACACCCUUCGCGCCAACACCAGCACCAGCCACCAAUCCACCACCAACUACUCCACCACCACCCCCAGCCACCAAUCCACCAACUACUCCACCACCACCCCCAGCCACCAAUCCACCACUAAGCACCCCACCACCACCUCCAGCCACCAAUCUACCAACUACCCCACCACCACCCCCAGCCACCAAUCCACCAACUACCCCACCACCACCCCCAGCCACCAAUCCACCAACUGCUCCACCCCCACCCCCAGCCACCAAUCCACCAACUACUCCACCACCACCCCCAGCCACCAAUCUACCAACUACCCCACCACCACCCCCAGUCUCCAAUCCACUACUAAGCACCCCACCCGCAGCCUCCAAUCCAACUCCCACACCAACCACCCCUGCCCCAACCGGCAUCCCACCCGGAAUACAAACAACAACCACUCCCACUACACCAGCUUUAUCCACUACCACACCACCAACAAACACCACCACCACACAGUCAACAACAACACCAGGGAUUGACCCUUGUCAUUCGUACACUGUGCUGGAUGAUGAAUGGAGGGCUGCAAAUAACACAAUCCAUGAAGACCCCAACAACUGGAGGUGUGAUGGCUAUUGGGAUGGCUUGAAUGGCUUGAAUGGCUAUUAUGGUAGUAAUGUCUGGUACCGCAUGUACUACAGAGGGACCGAUGCCCACAUGCCAGAGUACUGCGUGGGGAUGUACCGCUGUGGUACCCAUGCUCCUCUCUGGCUCAAUGGAAACCACUCCCACGUCGGAGAGGGGAUUGUGACCCGUCAGGUCUGUGGUCACUGGAAGCAGAGAUUACCUAAUGAGAGUGACUGCUGCAAGUUUUCAUACAAUAUUCGAAUCAAAGCAUGUCCAGGAAACUACUAUGUGUAUGAACUUCACAGUCCAUACAGAUGCUCUUUGGCUUACUGUACAGAUGUUGGUGACAGUGCUCUAAACAUGAACACAACUCUUGGACCAGCACUAAAUCCAAAUACAACAGCUGUAUUUUACCCCUUCGGAGCACAGGACAUAAUGAAUCAACGUGCACUUGAUGGAUAUUCUCCUGCAAUCAACCUACUUGAACCAUUCACUUUUUUUGGACAAACACACAACCAGAUAUUUGUGAACAACAACGGUGACCUCACCUUUGACAGUGGCUUUUACAGAUGGUACCCUUACAGAUUCCCAGGAUACGGGCAGAGAGAUCUGAUUGCCCCAUUCUGGACCGACAUGGACAAUAGACUAGGAGGCACCGUAUCCUACCGCCAGUACACCAGUGGCAGUGUCUUGCAGCAAGCCACCGCAGACAUCAACCAGUACUUCCCUGCCAUUAGCUUCUCCGCUACCUGGGUCUUUGCUGCUACAUGGGACAGAGUCCCCUACUAUUCUGGAUCAAAAACUGAGGCAUCAUUCCAAGUGGUUCUGGUCUCAGGUGGACAAUACACGUUCGUCAUUAUGAACUACGGUUUCAUUUCCCGAUCUCGCUGGAAUUACCAGGCUGGCUAUGACACUAUCAACUCCCCAUAUCAUUUUUCAAUUCCUGGAUCGUUUACAAAGAAUGUGAACUUGUUCAACACAAGCAAUGUUGAUGUACCUGGACGGUGGGUAUUCAGAACAGAUCACGGUUCAAGGGGUUGUCAUUUCAAUGGGUUACCAGUGCAGGUAGGAGACUCCUUCUGGACAGAUGCCACGUGUCAGCAAAGAUGCACGUGUGCCAAUCUAGGAGUCCUUCAAUGCCAGCAGGAGUCCUGCUCCUUCUCGCAAGCAUGCAGACCAGCAACCUUCCAAUACUCCUGCCAGAAUAUUCAGAGACGCACCUGCACCAUCUCUGGUGACCCGCACUACUACACAUUUGAUAGGAAGCUCUUUCAUUUCCAGGGCACCUGCACCUAUGUUCUGUCAGAGGCAUGUGGCAAUGGAAACCCAUACUAUCGUGUUGAGGGAAAGAAUGAACAUCGGGGCAGCACUCAUGUGUCUUGGACUCGUCUCGUGAGAGUCUUUCUGUAUGAUCAGGAAAUUGAACUUGUCAAGGGCCAUCCAUACCAAGCCAUGGUAAAUGGGACAUUUGUUACAACUCCAUUUAGUCUCAGAAAUGGGUCAAUCAGAGUCUACCAGUCUGGGUUCUCUUUAGCUGUAAGUACAGACUUUGGACUACUAGUCACCUAUGAUGCCUACCACUAUGUCACAAUCUCAGUUCCCUACGAGUACCAGAAUGAGACAUGUGGUCUCUGUGGCAACUUCAACCACCAUCCUCAUGAUGACUUCCGGACGAGCAGUGGCCAGCUUGUCAGCUCGGACGUGGAGUUUGCCAACAGCUGGAAGGCGGCAGGGGACACUGACCCUGGCUGCCAUGCCGUGCGCUGUGCCGGACUAGCAUGUGCUGCCUGCACCUGGAGCCAAAGGCAGCUGUACGGCAACACUGCCCACUGUGGAAUCCUCAGCAACAAUGUUGGCCCUUUUGCUGCCUGUCACUCAAGCCUACCCCCACAGAACUUUGAGGAGAACUGUGUGUAUGAUCUGUGUGUGGGUGGUGGUUACCAGCCCAUCCUCUGCCAAGCCCUCAACGUGUAUGCUGCCCAGUGCCAACAGGAGGGAAUACAAUUGGGUUCGUGGAGAAGCGAGGGAUUCUGUGAAAUUCCUUGUCCAGCCAACAGUCAUUAUGAGUCUGAAGGAACAGGGUGUCCUGCUAGUUGCAGCAACCCCAAUGCCCCCCAGAACUGCCCACUGCCCAACCAGGAGAGCUGCAUCUGUGAUUCAGGCUACGUCCUAAGUGCUGGAGAGUGUGUUCGGCAGAGUGACUGUGGCUGCACAUUCGAAGGGCGGUACUACAGAGCUGGGGAAACUGUGGUGCUAGACCAAGACUGUGGAAGGCGUUGCACCUGCAGUCAUGGGUCAAUGACUUGCCAAGCACACGGCUGUGGGGAUCUGGAGAAGUGUGCAGUCCAUGAGGGCGUGAGGGGCUGCAGACCUGUAAGCUACGAAACCUGUUGGGUGGAGGGUUAUGAUUCAUACCGCACAUUUGAUGGAAAGAUAUUCCACUACCCAGGUGCCUGCAGUCUGACACUGGCAAGAGUCAGAGGACAGUCACAACUGACACACUUUCAAGUUACAGUUGAGAAAGUUCCUAGAGGCCUCAGAGACUUCAUGAGAAACCUGAAAUUUGAAACAGAAGGGACACAAGUUUCUGUGGAGAUGGGGGAUGGAGCCACAACAAAGGUGGAUGGACAAACAGUUGGCAUUCCUUUCAGUGUCAACUCAGGUCAUAUUCGCAUAUACCACAGCAGUGUCAAAGGUGUUGUCAUAGAGACCGAUUUUGGUGUGCUGGUGAGAGCCGACUGGCCACAUGUCAUCCGCAUCACUGCUCCUGGCAACUACAAUGGCACGCUAGGGGGACUGUGUGGAAAUCUGAAUAACUACCCUGAUGAUGACUUCUUCUCUCCAACUGGUGUUCCAAUGAACAGCUCACAGCAGUUUGGGGACAGCUGGAGAGACGGCUCCCUUUCAGCACACUGUGUAGAACCUCCAGCCUGGGAACCAGGACACUACCAGAACACUACACAUUUCAGGGAGCUCUGUGGCAUCAUGGGAUCUGCCAAUGGACCUUUUGGUCAGUGUCAAGCAAGUCUUGAUCCCUUAAUGCGGAUUGAGGACUGUGCCCAGGAACUUGAGAGGACACAAGGGGCUCGAGAAGCACUCUGUGAAGCUUUGCGUGGAUACACUCUGCUUUGCCAACAGAAUGGUAUCAUAAUAGGGGAAUGGAGGAACCUCACCAACUGUGCCGCAACUUGCCCUCUAAACAGCCAUUACGAGAUCUGUGGAACGUCCUGCCCAGCUUCUUGCCCGAGCCUGACUUUCCCCUUCCUGUGCAAUCAGCAGUGCCAGGAGGGCUGCCAGUGUGAUGAUGGCUUCCUCUUGAGUGGGGAUCGCUGUGUGCCUCCCACAGGCUGUGGCUGCCACCAUGGUGGACGCUACAGACAGAGUGGAGAGAGCUACUGGCAUGGUGAAGAGUGCCAGCAAAUCUGCCACUGUAAUGGCCUGACUGGACAGUCCCAUUGCACUGCCUCUUCCUGCAGUGAACAGGAGUCCUGUCGGAUUGUGGACGGCCAGUUUGGUUGCCAUCCUAAACCUGAAGCCACCUGCAGCGCCUCUGGAGACCCUCACUACACCUCCUUUGACAGGCGAACCUUCGACUUCCAGGGCACAUGCCGUUAUGUCCUGGCAUCUGUCUGCAAUGGAAGCCAGGGUCUACCACACUUCCAAGUGGAGGCCCGCAAUGAGGCAUGGAACGGUCUGCAGGUCUCCAUUACUGUGGCAGUGUACGUCAAUGUGUCUGGACAUCAGGUCUACAUCUCAAAAUACCAUCCGGGAACUGUACAAGUAAAUGGAGAGACAAGAAACCUACCAGUCCUGCUUGAUCAGGGUAAGGUAUCAGUCUAUGGCAAUGGUCUCCACACAUUUGUGGCAACAGACUUUGGCCUGACUGUCAGUUACGAUGGCCGCUGGGUGUUGGACAUCACAGUGCCAUCUAACUACAGUGGAGCCACCUGUGGCCUGUGUGGCAAUUUCAACGGCCUCCAGGCUGAUGACUUCACUGUCCAGAAUCAGGUUUCAGGCUCUCAAGUCCUCUCCACCUCUGACUUUGGGAACUACUGGAAGGUUGAUGAUGACAUACCCUGUACUGGAGGAUGUGGAAACUCCUGCCCAGUAUGCCAUGAUGACCGGAGAGCCCGUGUCAAGUGUGAACUACUCAGAGCUAGCAAUGGACCACUGAGCUUCUGCCAUGCACAUGUGGAUCCCCAGACAUUCUUCAAUGACUGCGUUUUUGACGUUUGCCUUUCUGGAAACAGAGACGAUGUCUUCUGUCGAGCAAUGGAGGCCUAUGUCAGUGCAUGUCAAACAGCAAACGUGAUCAUCUACCCCUGGAGGCAAAACUCCACCUGCCAAAUGGAGUGUCCAGAGAACAGCCACUAUGACCUGUGUGGCACGGAUUGUGGCCACACCUGUGCUAGCAGCAUUGAUGCCAGCUGUGACAGAACCUGUGCUGAGGGCUGCUUCUGUGAUGAAGGGUUUGAGAGGAGUGGGGGGCGUUGUGUUCCAGUGGAGCAGUGUGGUUGUCUCUAUGAUGGUCUCUACUUUGAGAUUGGAGAAACUUUCUGGACUGAAGACUGCUCUCAGCGCUGUGAAUGUGUUGCCCAAAAAGACCUCCGUUGCACACAGUCCUCUUGCCACCCAGCUCAGGAGUGUUCAGUCAAAGAUGGCCGACGUGGUUGUUAUGGUCAGCUGUCAACCUGCACCGUCUGGGGAGACCCUCACUACAUCACAUUUGAUGGAGCUGUGGCUCACUUUCAGGGCACCUGUUCGUAUGAGAUAAGUCACACCUGUGGCAACAUCAGUCAGGAUGCCUUAGCCUUCCGAGUGGUAGCUGCUAACAGUCACCGUGGCAACCUGGUUGUGUCAUUUGUGUCCACUGUGGACAUGUGGCUCUCUAGAGGAGGAGUAGAAAGGCACAUCACUAUUGGCCAGAACAGGAGAGUCAAGAUUGAUGGUCAACAGAACAAUGCAAACAGCAUUCAGAUUGGCUCCCUUGCACAGUUGACACGAGACUCUGGAUUUGUGGUGGUGAACGCCUCAGGGGAGCUGGUGGUGCAGUUCGAUGGGCGCAGUAGACUCCUGGUCAGACUCAACCCUGGUUUCCACCAAUCAGUGUGUGGGAUGUGUGGGAAUCACAAUGGCGACCCAGCAGACGACAAGGUUCUGCCCAACGGAAAUCUGGCACAGACUGACACACAGUUUGGUCAGAGUUGGAAAUCAGACGUCAGUAGCCCUGGAUGUGGUGCCAGUGACCGGAUCGGUGAUGACGUUUGUCUCUUCAGAGAAGAAUACACAGAGCUCUGUAGCAUCAUCAGCAACAGCAGCGGGCCAUUCCAGCCAUGCCACCUGCAUGUUGACCCUCAAGCCUACAUCACUUCCUGUGUGUAUGAUCUCUGUGCCUACACGCCAGCCAAUGGCAUGCUGUGCUCAGCAGUGGAGGCUUAUGAGACAGCCUGCAGUGUGCUGGGAUUUCAAACCCCAGAAUGGCGCUCUGCACUUCAUUGCUCUGCAUCAGACCCCUGUGAGGAUCUGGACUGUACUGAGGAUGAGUGGUGUGGCCAGAAAGAUGGACUCUACGGCUGCUUCUGCAAUGAGGACCACGCCAGACCUCCGUCCUUUAACUCUAUGGAGCAGUGUUCCAGCAGCACAGGAACCAUGUCUCUGUCUCGCUGCCAGCUGUUUGAGGCCGGCUUCUCAGCAGACGCCCUCCACCUCAACGACCCCAGCUGCAAUGGCACGCUCCAAGAUGGUCGACUUGAGUUCUUCUUCAACAAUGACAACCACAUCUGUGGCACGUCUCUCACGAGCAACAUCACCCACUUCAUCUAUGAGAACACGAUCAAGGGGGAGUCCAACUCUGCCAGUGGCCCCAUCAGCAGAGAGAGACAGAUAGACCUGAGUUUCAGCUGUGCCUACCCCCUCACUCAGACCCUCUCCAUGAACGUGGACAUCAACCCACUGGAGAGAAUUGUGACACAGACGUUGCCAGGAGGGGCAGGAACCUACCGAGUGCGAAUGAUUCCCUUUGUGGAUGCCGGCUUCUCCCAUGCCUACUCAGGGAAGGUGAAUGUGGUGGUGGACCAGAGGCUCUAUGUGGAGGUGCGGGUGGAAGGGGUGGACAGUCGCCAGAUCGCCACGGUGAUUGACUCCUGCUGGGCCACUCCUGUCAAUCAACCGUACUACCACAUCCGCUGGGACCUGGUCAAGAACGAGUGUCCCAACCCCAAUGACAACACAGUGGAGCUGCUUCAGAAUGGGGUCAGCACAGCAGGUCGUUUCUCCUUCCGGAUGUUCACCUUCACAGCUGAUUCCUCCAAGGUCUACCUGCACUGCAACAUCCACCUGUGCUUGAUGGCAGACACCGACUGCACAGCUCACUGUUACCCGGGUUACCCCGUGAGGCAUCAGCGUUCUGUUGAUUUCCAUGACAGUGCUGCCAUCUCACUGGGGCCGCUGGUUUGGGACGUUGAUGCAGCAGAUGGGAAAGCCAUGAGAUCUCCCCGCCUUGUCCGGGCGUCUAAAGCCCCGGGUCUGACUCCAUCUCUCAUGGUGCUGUUCCUGUCUGUCCUGAGUCUAAAGACUCUCCUCAUGUAACUAUCUCUCACUCUCUCUCUCUCUCUCUCUCUCUCUCUCUCUCUCUCUCUCUCUCUCUCUCUCUCUCCCAAACACACACACACAUCACUAUACAACCACAUUGAUCUUAACACUCAUGCAGGCAUAAUACAAUUACUUUCCAAAAUAUAUUACAAGAAACCAAUUCCACCGACAACAUCUUCAUCCUGCUUCAGCCAAUGCUUUCCUUGCCUAUUUGCAUUAGAGAUGUGAUAUGUGCUGUAUCUUGUAUGUGAAAGGUGCUGUGCCUGCCAUUCACUAUAUUAAAACUAUAUUAUUCACUAUAGUAACAAUAUACCUGAUGUAAUCAUCUGGGAAAGUCUUGCAUUAUCUCUAUAGCUUUACCAUCUGUAUUUGGGAAUAUGACUUCACCAUACAUUUUUUGUUUCAGCAUUAUAGUUGAUCCAUAUUUGGUACAGGUUAGGGUUCAUUAAAUGGUUGUGGGUUUUUUUCUUUUGAGAGACAUACUUUAUCAUUAAUCUGGAUUAUGGUCCUGUGGGGAUUUUGUUGUAUUUCAUUUGGGUGUGUACUGUAUUGUCAUUUGGCUCUGUACUGUACUGCACCAAUAAACACUACUAACUACCAAUCCUCUCCAUUGAUUUGUUU